This is a messenger RNA of Jaculus jaculus (lesser Egyptian jerboa), 2258 nucleotides long. RefSeq names its product proprotein convertase subtilisin/kexin type 4 (gene Pcsk4). The record is from RefSeq and is a predicted model, not a curated record. Gene Ontology annotation, molecular function: serine-type endopeptidase activity. Gene Ontology annotation, biological process: peptide hormone processing. Gene Ontology annotation, cellular component: trans-Golgi network; Golgi membrane. The transcript has 15 exons. Lineage: Eukaryota; Metazoa; Chordata; Mammalia; Rodentia; Dipodidae. The coding region runs from base 138 to 1856 and encodes 572 amino acids.
UCGAGUGCCCCCAGCUGGGCUCACCCGCAGCGAGGUAGCGCUUCUCGACUCCGGUCCUGACUUCGAGCGCCCCGAGGGCUUCGGUGAUAAAGUUCCUCUGUUCUAGGAAGUGCUCGAAGCGCUGCCGAAGACCGUCCAUGGUACAGAUUGCCCCGCGGCUGGGAGCUCCAACUCCCCGGCUGCCCAGCAAACCGGCCCCUACGAGAGCGCACCGCCUUAGCUCCACGCGGACUACUCUGCUCCGCCCCUUGGGUAUCUUCCCUGACGGGGAGUAUUUCCACCUACGGCACCGGGGUGUGCCCCAGAAGUCCCUUAGCCCACAUUGGGGCCACCACCUACGUCUGAAAAAAGACCCCAAGGUGCAGUGGUUCCAGCAGCAGACAAUACUGCGAAGGGUAAAGCGCUCUUUGGGGGUGCCCACAGAUCCCUGGUUCUCCAAGCAGUGGUACAUGAACAAUGAGAUACAGCCAGACCUCAACAUUCUGCCUGUCUGGAACCAGGGAUUGACGGGCCGGGGCAUUGUGGUCUCCAUCCUGGAUGAUGGCAUCGAGAAAGACCACCCAGACCUCUGGGCCAAUUACGACCCUUUGGCCAGCUAUGACUUUAAUGAUUAUGACCCAGAUCCCCAGCCUCGCUACACAUCCAGUGAUGAGAACCGGCAUGGGACCCGCUGUGCAGGGGAGGUGGCUGCCACAGCUAGCAAUGGCUUCUGCGGGGCUGGUGUGGCCUUCAAUGCCCGAAUCGGAGGUGUGCGCAUGCUGGAUGGCACCAUCACUGACGUCGUGGAGGCACAAUCCCUAAGCCUGCGGCCGCAACAUGUCCACAUCUACAGUGCCAGCUGGGGGCCCGAGGAUGAUGGCCGCACAGUGGAUGGCCCGGGCGUCCUCACCCUGGAGGCCUUCAGGCGCGGUGUGACCAAGGGCCGCGGUGGACUUGGAACACUCUUCAUCUGGGCCUCCGGCAACGGUGGCCUCCAUUAUGACAACUGUAAUUGCGAUGGGUACACCAACAGUAUCCACACGCUGUCGGUGGGCAGUACCACACGGCAUGGCCAAGUUCCCUGGUACAGCGAGGCCUGCGCCUCCACACUCACCACCACCUUCAGCAGCGGCGUGGCCACUGACCCCCAGAUCGUCACCACAGACCUGCACCACCAGUGCUCCGACAAGCACACGGGCACCUCUGCCUCGGCCCCGCUAGCUGCCGGCAUGAUCGCCCUGGCUCUAGAGGCCAACCCGCGGCUCUCCUGGAGGGACACGCAGCACCUGGUGAUCCGUGCGUCCAGCCCCGCGCAGCUGCAGGCGGAGGACUGGAGGACCAACGGCGUGGGGCGCCCAGUGAGCCACCACUACGGCUACGGACUGCUGGACGCGGGGCUGCUGGUGGAGUUGGCGCGCACGUGGCAGCCCACACGGCCACAGAAGAAAUGUACCAUUGAAGUGGUGCACACCCCUACCCCCAUCCUGCCACUGCUGCGAGUCACCAAGAAUGUGUCUGCAUGCGCGGGCCGCUGGCAUCGCCACAUCCGCUCACUGGAGCACGUGCAGGUCCGGCUGUCGCUGACCUACAGCCGCCGCGGGGACCUGGAGAUCUCGCUCACCAGCCCCAUGGGCACCCGCUCCACACUCGUGGCCAUUAGACCCCUGGAUGUCAGUGGCCAAGGUUACAACAACUGGGUCUUCAUGUCCACCCACUACUGGGAUGAGGACCCGCAGGGCCUGUGGACCCUGACCCUGGAGAACAAGGGCUACUAUUUCAACACGGGGACACUGUACCGUUACACACUGAUACUUUAUGGAACGACUGAGGACAUGACUGCGAGGCCUUCAGGCCCCCAGAAUGUCACCAGUCCAUAAAUGUCCUGGACCCGUUCUGCCCUACCUCCUGCCCACCAUGGUUCUUCAGCCACAGGCAGACGACAGUGAGGCAGGCACAGUCACAAAACCUGCCCAUAUAGCUGGGCGAACACUUGUCCCACACACCACCCCCAGCUACUGCUAUGGCCACAGCUGCCAGUCUCAGUCAUGGUGCUGGCUCGACCCUUGGCCUCAUGUCAGAGGGCUGCCCACCAUAGGCUAGCACCCCAGUGACAGAAGUCAUUGUGUGUUCAUCACUGCAUCGCCAGCCCAGGCUACUGCCUGGGCCACGUGGGGCUCAGCAACUCUGAGAGAAAGAAGAAUCUCCUUACAUGUUUUCUUUUAUGAGCGGGGCUAGGGGUGAGCUAGGCAGAUGCCAGACCCUGGCCACUGAUUGCUGAC